UAAUAAGGAAGUGAACUCUGAUCUCAGCACAGACUCAGUUCUCUGAGGGUUGGACAGGAACUGAAGAAGUCAGAGAACAUUUCUGAUGGAGCGGAUCUUCUGAACCCCAGAAAGAUCAGACCGAACACCUGAACCUUCUGCUGCUGGUCAGGAUGAAGCUGGAGGUGAAGAUCGAGCUGCUGAAGUUCGGCUUUGUGGUGUUGAACUCCAUCUUCCUGGUUCUGGGUCUGGGUGUUAUGGGCUGUGGAAUAUGGAUCCUCUUCGACACUGGAAGCUUGCUCAAUGCUCUCUCCUCUGCGGAGCUUCGUGUGGUGGCAGCAGGCCUGUUUAUGAUCGGUGGAGUGGUGGCGUUGGUCAGCCUCACUGGAUGCACUGGAGCAGCCUUGGAGAAAAGGUUCCUGCUCCUGGUGUCCAUGGGCUUCCUCAUCGUGCUGGUCCUGGGUCAGCUGUUUGUCACAGUGCUGCUGCUUCUUGAUAAAAAAAAGAUUGAACAAAGUGUGAAUGAUAGUGUGAAUCGGAUCAUCUCUCAGUACGGGAACAGCAGCGCCAGCAGAUUAAUGGAUAACGUGCAGCAUUUUGCGGAGUGCUGUGGCAGAACCGGUCCUGGUGACUGGCUCAAGAACUCCUUCAUUCAAACUCUGAACCUGACGAGUCCAGAAGUGCUGCCGUGUUCCUGUUUCCGGACUUUCCAACCGGCUUCUGCCUCAUACUGGUGCUCGGACAACAGCAGCUUCACUGCAGCAGAGACGUGGAUUGGAGAAGGACAUGGAACAUUUAAUGAGAGCUGCAGUCAGAAGAUCAAUGAUUGGCUGGAGGAGAACAUCCUGACAAUUGUUGCCAUGGAUGCAAUCCUCAUUUUACUCCAGCUAGCUGAACUGUCCAUCGCUGCAUCUCUGUUCCGCUCGUUGGGACAAAAAGAGGUUCGUAAAAAAAACAAGCGGCUAGUUGAUGAAAGCGACCCAGACUCAUCCACUGACAGCAACCCAGCCGGCGGCGAGCAGAACCACGCCUUCAUGGACCCCGAUGGAGCCGAUGGAGGUCCUACAGACCCAAACUACAUGCCUGCUGAAGAUGCCAACAUGGCUUUUGAUCUCUACAACCAGAACCAGAACCUGGGGUACCAGGGGUACCAGGAGGCUGUCCAGCAUUACUAAAGACCUUCAGUCUGAACGGGAUAAAAACUUUAGCUUAACACAUACAAUCUUUAUUAUUAAUAAAUUUAUAUAAAAUGCAGUUCUUCUGGGUUUUUUUUUUUUUCAAGAAGAAGAAAAACAGAAACAGCAAAUAGCAGGAUGACGGCUUCUUGUUGAAGAACCUACUGGACUCAAUUGUUGGUCCUUAAUUAUGGAAUAACGGCCCCUGCACAGAAGAGAGGCUCCUUCACUGCCCACCUUUAAAACUCACCUAAAAACCCACUAUUAUUCUUUGGUUUUUAACACUAGCGAGACUAAGUUUUAAUUUUUAAUUGGUUUUAUUGUUUCUUUUAAGCAUUUUUAUGCAUUAUCGUUUUUAUUAUUACUUUUAUUAGAUGCGUUUUAGCUUGUAG
Fundulus heteroclitus (mummichog) is the source of this 1546-nucleotide messenger RNA. RefSeq names its product CD82 antigen. The record is from RefSeq and is a predicted model, not a curated record. NCBI's taxonomy places the organism in Eukaryota, Metazoa, Chordata, Actinopteri, Cyprinodontiformes, Fundulidae. The coding region runs from base 153 to 1154 and encodes 333 amino acids. The transcript has 8 exons. Gene Ontology annotation, cellular component: membrane.